AUGGUUGUCUCCUACCAGUACCCAAUGAGCAGGUGGCCAAAGACAAGUACUACCAUUGUACAAGAUAAAGAUCUUACCCCACCACCUUCCACGGUCACAUCUCAGGGUGAUACUACUAAAGAAGGGGUAGGUAAAGGGGAGGGUGAAGCGGAUACUGUCGUAGAUAGCACCGAAGAUAGUAAAGCUGGUGAGAUGCAGGUAUCAGACCAAGACAAAUCACCUAGUGAUUCUGUCCAGGUUGAGCAUAGUUCUGACCAAGGAACAAGGGAAGCUGUCACUGAAGAACAGCCAGAAGCAGGUGGAAGUCAAGAUGUUGGCCUUGAAGAUCAGGUUUCAAAGGAUCAAAGUGCCAGGUCCUCCAAUCAGAGCAUAGCAGUAGAACCUGAGACCAAGGAACAAGCAGAUGUCAGCGACGCUGCUCAAGAGGAAGAAGAUAUUGUGAAGACAAAAAGUGCCAGAUCUUCAAAGCAGAGUAUAGCAGCCGAAACUGAUGCUAAAGAACCUACUGAAGAUGGAGAAAAUGCUGCAACAGAAGAAAAUACUGUGAUAGAUACUGAAGAUAAGGCUGCAAAGACAAAAAGUGCCAGAUCUUCAAAGCAGAGUAUAGCAGCCGAAACUGAUGCUAAAGAACCUACUGAAGAUGGAGAAAAUGCUGCAACAGAAGAAAACACGGUGACAGAUGGGACGGCUGUUGAAGAUCAGGCUUCAAAACAGAGUGAAGCAGUCGAAUCUUUUGCUGCAGGAGCAGCUGAGAUUGGCAAAACAGAAGAAAGUACUGCCACAGUUGGUGAGACUGAAAGUAAGGAAGUAGAAGAGGAUGUUGAGAAGGUUGUAGACUAUGUUGCUGAAGUUGAUACAACAGAAGGGGUAGAUGAUGCACAGGAAGUGAAUGAAAAUGAACAGAUGACAGAAAAAGAGGAACAAAGUAACACUAAAGAUGCUGCUCAAGAGAAGGAGGACAGUGAUGUUCUGGAUCAAGAAAAUGAAGUUACUGAUAGUAACCAAGGAUCCGAUGAAAGUCAGGUCCCUCAGGUUCUUUCAGAUGACAAAAAAGAAGAGGAAAGUGGGCCUGUUGAAGAUCAGGUGCAAGAAGUUCCUGCAGAAGCAAAUCUCGAGGAGUCCAAGGAGAGCCCAAAAGAGGAUGAAGAACAUAACUUACAGAUUGAAAGUUCAGUGGAUACUGAAAAUGCUGAACCUUUGGAAAAUAGCAUUGCUAACAAGGAGAAAGGUCAUUCACAAGAGGCUCUUGUUGAAGACAGAAAAGAAGGAACAGUAGGAGCUGAAGAAGUACUAGGACAACCUGAAGCCACAAAUCCAGAGCAAAGCCAGGAUGUAGCUGAGGAGGUCCAAGAACCAAGUGAGAUUGACAAGGGAGCAAAUGAUGAAGAGGCAAUGGCUGGUGCCCAACCUCAAGAAGAACCCAGAGACAAGGUUGCAAAGGACAUUGGUGAUGAAAGUGAGGGUAGGGACAGUGGAUUAGGGUUUGAAGUAAAUACACCAGAUCCAAAUGUGCAAGCAAAUGAAGAUCCCUCAGUCGGGCAUGAACAGGAUCUGGAAAUGUCAGACAUCAAGGAGCCAGUCACAUCCUCACAAGCCAACCUUGGCUCAAAUGCAGAAGGGAAACAGGAAACUUUCCUGCCAAUGGGACAAAGUCAAGAUGAGAGAAUAGAAGGUCAAAAUCCAACUGAUGCUGCAGGACAAGUCCAGGAGACGCCAGAAGCAUCUGAGGCAGCUGACCCUGCUGUAGAAGAGACAUCAGGUCAGAUCACAGAAGACCCUGUAAAGGAAUACUCAAAGGAUGGUGAUGUGGCACAGGAUGGAGACCAGAGCAAAGAGGAAGAUGGUGCAACAGCAGCGGAAGAAGGUAGCCAGAGCAAAGAGGAAGAUGGUGCAACGGAAGCCAAAGAAGGUAGCCAGAGCAAAGAGGAAGAUGGUGCAUUGGAAGCAGAAGAAGGUAGCCAGAGCAAAGAGGAAGAUGGUGCAACGGAAGCAGAAGAAGGAAGCCAGAGCAAAGAGGAAGAAGGUGCAAUGGAAGUGGAAGGAGGUGGCGGAGGGGAUGAGGAAGGGGGAGGAGUGGAAGGUGGGCAGGAUUCGGCAUAGCCGUCAAGAAAAAAACAGAUAAACUACUUUCUCAGGUGGGGCAUUUUGUUAGUUGGGCCUUCAUUUUGCCCAGAAUCAAAGCAUGUUUUUCACAUUUUCUCCUGGUCAUUCCACUUUGAAGACAAUUUUGGUCUUCCUUUUCUCAUUCAAAAUCACAUUUAUAGAAUGGAGGAUGUCAUUU
Molecule: messenger RNA, 2281 nt
Organism: Lytechinus variegatus (green sea urchin)
Lineage: Eukaryota; Metazoa; Echinodermata; Echinoidea; Temnopleuroida; Toxopneustidae
Product: spore wall protein 2-like
Exons: 2
Coding region: 1-2100 (699 amino acids)
Source: RefSeq, a predicted model, not a curated record